GUGGACCCAUCCUAGGAUAGGGAUCUCUCUCUCUCUCUCUCUCUCUCACCUAAAAAUCGCUGUCUUUCAGUCUGUGCAUCCAUCUCACCCAUCCCCUUGUCCUUCUGAAAGCCCUGUCACCAUGAGAGUGAGAGCCAGAACAUAAUGUAAAGCCCUUCCCUUAUAAAAUUUGUGUCAAAAAGCAGAGAGUACCUAUUAGCCUAUUAGGAAGCAAGCACAUCAUUCUUUUGCUGCAUGAAUUCAUACCAUUGACAUGAUGGCCUUCCCACCUUGUCAUAGUUUCAUGUUCCAAACCCAUGAAGAUCCAGACCUCCACCUUGCUAAUUCCUCCUCCCUCAACAACCUUCCCUCUUGCCCACCUCAGCACUUCCAUGGCGGUGGAGUGCCUUUUAUGAUGAAGAGAUCACUGUCAUUUUCAGGUGUUGAGAACAAUAAGUGCCAUCAUCAUGAAGAAGUAGGACUGCAUGGAGGAGGAGAGGAUUAUUUGUCUGAUGAUGGAUCCCAGAUUGGUGAGAAGAAGAAAAGGCUGAAUCUUGAGCAGGUUAAGACUCUUGAGAAGAGCUUUGAGAUGGGGAACAAGCUUGAACCUGAGAGAAAAAUGCAACUGGCCAAGGCUCUUGGUCUGCAGCCUAGACAGAUUGCCAUAUGGUUUCAGAACAGGAGGGCCAGGUGGAAGACCAAGCAAUUGGAGAAAGACUAUGAUGUCUUGAAGAAAAAGUUUGAUGCACUUAAGGCUGACAAUGAUGUUCUUCAGGCUCACAAUAACAAGCUUCAGGCUGAGUUAGUGGCUAUGAAAAGCAAGGAUUCAAAUGAUGCUGGGCUUAAUAAUAAUCUCAAGAAAGAAACUGAUCAGGGUUCUUGGAGCAAUGGAAGUGAGAACAGUUCAGAUCAUCAUCAUCAUCAUCAUCUCAACCUAGACAUUUCAAGAACACCAGCAACAACCAACAGCUCACCAUCUAAUUCCCAGCAGAUAAAUGGAAAAAACCUCUUCCAAUCCUCCCUCAGGCCUACAAGCAUAACCCAACUCCUCCAAGGCUCAUCAAGAUCAGAUCUUCAGUGCCUCAAAGUUGAUCAAAUGAUUCAAGAUGAAAACUUGUGCAGCAUGUUCAAUGGAAUUGAUCAAGAGCAGCAGCAAGGCUAUUGGCCAUGGCCUGAGCAGCACCAUUUUAAUUAAUUGAACCAACCGCUUCAGGUUAUUCUCAAGCACCCAUUAUCCAGUUCUGCCAAGGCUCAAUGAUCAGACAAGUAAUCAAGUAAACAAUUAGGAAAUUUUCCUAUGAGUUUUAAUUAUUAAUUUUCAAGUUUUGGCUGUAGAUUUUGAUUGAUGUACAGAGUUCAAUAUUUAUGCUUCAUCAAUUUCAUCAGUUGGGCUGAAAACCAGUAAGGGGAAUUGAUUGCCUCUGAAUAAUACACUUUCAAGUUUCUAUA
This is a messenger RNA of Prunus avium (sweet cherry), 1428 nucleotides long. Its product is annotated as homeobox-leucine zipper protein ATHB-20. Gene Ontology annotation, biological process: positive regulation of DNA-templated transcription. Lineage: Eukaryota; Viridiplantae; Streptophyta; Magnoliopsida; Rosales; Rosaceae. Gene Ontology annotation, molecular function: sequence-specific DNA binding; DNA-binding transcription factor activity, RNA polymerase II-specific. The record is from RefSeq and is a predicted model, not a curated record. Gene Ontology annotation, cellular component: nucleus.